Mustela lutreola (European mink) is the source of this 1351-nucleotide messenger RNA. RefSeq names its product CD79a molecule (gene CD79A). Gene Ontology annotation, biological process: B cell differentiation; B cell receptor signaling pathway. The transcript is spliced from 5 exons. The record is from RefSeq and is a predicted model, not a curated record. The coding region runs from base 66 to 1004 and encodes 312 amino acids. Gene Ontology annotation, cellular component: B cell receptor complex; external side of plasma membrane; membrane. Gene Ontology annotation, molecular function: transmembrane signaling receptor activity. Lineage: Eukaryota; Metazoa; Chordata; Mammalia; Carnivora; Mustelidae.
UGGGGCUUCCUUGCCAGGACUGGUCUCUUUCCCCUCCCUCCCAACAGCCUCCCCUCAGGGGAAUUAUGGCCACAGGUGCAGGGAGCAGUUUCUCUCCACCAGGGGCCUGCAGCUCACCAACAGGGGCUGCCCCAGCGGCCCAGAGCCAAAGGGCGCAGAAGGGCCCAGCAGCGGGGCCAUUGGAGCCCAUCUCCGGCAGGGCUGGGCAGGAAGUAGGGCGGGGUUUCAGGCCAGCCGAGGUGGAAUCUGGUACCCCAGGACUGCUGCAGCCCAGACCAACCAACCCACUGGGAGAGAUGCCUGGGGGUCCCGGAGUCCUCCAAGCGCUGCGCGCCACCAUCGCGCUCUUCUUCCUAAUCUCUGCUGUUGACCUGGGCCCCAGGUGCCAGGCCCUGUGGGUGGAUGAGGGCCCACCCUCAGUGACCGUGAGCCUAGGGGAGGAGGUCCACGUCCCGUGCCUGUACAACCAUAGCAGCCGCGACAGCACCUUCAACGUCACGUGGUGGCGCAUCAUCCAAGGCAAUGCCACCUGGCCCGACAUGUUCUGGAGCUACGGCCAGGGCCCCCACAGUGCGCUGAGCAUCCAGGCCGCGAACAAGAGCCACAGAGGCCUGUACAGGUGCCGGGUGGAGGAGAAAGGCCUCAACCAGAAAGUCAACCAACAGUACUCCUGCGGCACCUACCUCCGCGUGCGCGAGCGGCUCCCCAGACCCUUCCUGGACAUGGGAGAAGCCACCAAGAACAACCUCAUCACAGCCGAGGGCAUCGUCCUGCUCUUCUGCGCCGUGGUGCCUGGGACGCUGCUGCUGUUCAGGAAACGAUGGCAGAAUAUGAAGUUUGGGAUGGACGCCCCAGAUGACUACGAAGAUGAAAACCUAUAUGAGGGCCUGAACCUGGAUGACUGCUCCAUGUAUGAGGACAUCUCCCGAGGCCUCCAGGGCACCUACCAGGACGUGGGCAGCCUCCACAUCGGAGACGGGGACGUCCAGCUGGAGAAGCCGUGACCCUGUGGGCUGCCCUAGCCAGCUGGGCUGCCAGCUCUGGUGUUCCCUCUCCCUGCUCCCCCUCCGCCCCAUUCGGUUCUCUUUUCAUGAUCUUUCCCAGGAGUGUCCUGACUCUACUUCCCCCUUGAGCAUGUCUGCUCUUCCUUCUAGACUAUCCUCAUCCACCUGCACAUACCCCAAUUCAGCCCUCCUCCUGCGGCUUUUCCCAGCCUCCCCCCCACACCCAGCAGGUAAGGAGCCCUUAAUCGCUGCCUCCAGGGGACCUGAUUGCUGAGCCUCGUUAGUGUCCCCUUCCCCUCCCUGCUCUGUCAUGGCCACUUAGUGAUAAUAAAUCCCUCCCUACUGCA